GCUGAGAGAGUCGCGUUCAAAUGAAGCGGACCAUGCGUGGGAAACGACGUCGAUCGUAGCCAGACGCCUUUUUUAGGGUUCGCCACCGCUCGUUGAAAUCGCACUUCCCGUCUUUUUCUGCUUCUUCCCCAUCGCACUUCUCGGAAAUCAAUCUAAUGGCAUUGCCGAAUCAGCAAACGGUGGACUACCCGAGCUUUAAGCUUGUGCUUGUCGGCGAUGGCGGGACAGGGAAAACAACAUUUGUGAAGAGGCACCUUACUGGUGAAUUCGAGAAGAAGUAUGAACCUACAAUCGGUGUUGAGGUCCAUCCUCUUGAUUUCUUCACAAAUUGUGGGAAGAUCCGAUUUUAUUGCUGGGAUACGGCUGGUCAGGAAAAAUUUGGUGGUCUGAGGGAUGGAUACUAUAUUCAUGGUCAGUGUGCUAUAAUCAUGUUUGAUGUGACUGCAAGGUUAACCUACAAGAACGUCCCAACAUGGCACCGGGACUUAUGCAGGGUUUGUGAGAAUAUUCCUAUCGUUCUGUGUGGCAAUAAGGUUGACGUGAAGAGCAGGCAGGUUAAAGCAAAGCAAGUUACCUUCCACAGGAAGAAGAACCUCCAGUAUUAUGAGAUCUCAGCAAAAAGCAAUUAUAACUUCGAGAAACCAUUCCUUUAUCUUGCGAGGAAACUUGCAGGGGACCCCAACCUUCAUUUUGUUGAGUCACCUGCACUGGCGCCUCCAGAGGUUCAGAUUGACUUGGCCGCGCAGCAACAACAUGAAGCUGAGCUUGCUGCAGCUGCCGCUCAGCCGCUUCCGGACGACGACGAUGAUCUGCUUGAUUAGAAGCGUUUUGUAGUGUGUUGUUUUCCAAGGUGUGCUAUGAUAUGAACCAACAGACUUUGUUUUUCUGCCCAUUUUUAGAAUUGGCGCUGAAUGCUUUUCAUUAGUUUAUUCAAGAAUGUUUCUCCUUUGAUGUGGAACAUAAUAUGUGGAUAACUCUGCUAAUCUCAGUGCCGUUUAUAUCA
Molecule: messenger RNA, 1003 nt
Organism: Zingiber officinale
Lineage: Eukaryota; Viridiplantae; Streptophyta; Magnoliopsida; Zingiberales; Zingiberaceae
Product: GTP-binding nuclear protein Ran-3
Exons: 8
Coding region: 156-821 (221 amino acids)
Biological process (GO): ribosomal subunit export from nucleus; protein import into nucleus
Cellular component (GO): nucleus; cytoplasm
Molecular function (GO): GTPase activity; GTP binding
Source: RefSeq, a predicted model, not a curated record